This is a messenger RNA of Penicillium brevicompactum, 1230 nucleotides long. Its product is annotated as putative ethanolamine kinase. The transcript has 5 exons. Bases 1 to 1230 code for a protein of 409 amino acids. The record is from RefSeq and is a predicted model, not a curated record. Gene Ontology annotation, biological process: phosphatidylcholine biosynthetic process; phosphatidylethanolamine biosynthetic process. NCBI's taxonomy places the organism in Eukaryota, Fungi, Ascomycota, Eurotiomycetes, Eurotiales, Aspergillaceae. Gene Ontology annotation, cellular component: cytoplasm. Gene Ontology annotation, molecular function: ethanolamine kinase activity; choline kinase activity.
AUGGGCUCAGUCGAAUCCCAGACACCCGUCGCGCCAGACUUUCGCUACAUUCCCCUCUCCUACAGCCAUGCCGACUCCCAGGCUUCUGCCUUGAGGCUCAUCCUCACCCUGAACCCGCACUGGGAGGGGCCAGGCAACAACAUCGAGUUUGUGCGAUUCACCGACGGCAUCACCAACACACUCUUGAAAAUCAUCAACCUGAAGCCUGGCCUGACAGAGGAACAAAUAGACAAUGAGGCUGUACUGAUGAGGGCGUACGGAAAUGGCACAGAGAUCCUCAUAGACCGCGAAAGAGAAACGAGGUCCCAUGCCCUUCUCGCCAGCCGCGGUCUGGCCCCGCCGCUCCUCGCCCGCUUUCAAAACGGCCUGCUGUAUCGCUUUAUCCGCGGCAAGCCCUGCGGCCAUCUGGAUCUAGUCUCCCCGCCAAUCUGGCGCGGCGUCGCGCGCCGCCUGGCCCAGUGGCACGCCGCGCUGCCUAGUAGUGGAGCUGCGCCUAUCAAAGAGACCCCCCUCGACGUCGAGCAGGACGCCGAUAUUACUGUAAUUCAGCCCCGUCGCGCUGGCCCGUCUAUCUGGGCGGUGCUGCAGAAGUGGGUGCUUGCUUUGCCUGUCACCACCCCCGAGCAGCGUGCUCGUCGGUUAAGCUUGCAGGCAGAGCUGCAGUGGGUUGUAGAGGCUCUGGAUGAUGGAACGGGAAUUGGAGAAGAUGGGCUCGUUUUCUCACACUGUGAUCUCCUUUGCGCGAACGUGAUCGUCCUCCCGAGCGAUGGUCACCCGACCCCUGAAGAUGGCAUCGCAGCUGUCAACUUUAUCGAUUACGAAUAUGCCGUUCCUGCGCCUGCUGCCUUUGAUAUCUCUAACCACCUCGCAGAAUGGGGUGGCUAUGACUGCGAUUAUACCAUGAUGCCGACUAAGUCUGUGCGUCGUGCAUUCCUCACUGAAUAUACCAAGAGCUACUGCGAGAAGAGCGGUCUGGACGCCUCGGCUCAAGCCGAGAUCGUUGAUCGAUUAUACGAGGAUGUCGACCGAUUCCGCGGCAUGCCUGGAUUGUACUGGGGUGUCUGGGCACUGAUUCAAGCUCAGAUCUCACAGAUUGACUUCGACUACGCUAGUUAUGCCGAGACCCGUCUUGGCGAGUACUAUGCCUGGAAGCGUGAGGUCGACGGAAGCCGCAAGCAAGCAGGCGAGGAGUUGCCGCUGCGCGAGUCACGCUGGGCGCAAGAGGCGUAA